AAAAAAAAAAAAGCAAAACACCUAAGGACCCAAUAGCAUGUGAAAAAAAAAAAAAGUUAUUUAGGCAUUUGAAAAAAAUCAACUCUAAAACAUAAUGAUUUAAAGAACCUGCUAUCCACAGAACUCAAUGACUGCAAUUCUGAUAGCAGGUACGUAAGUGUGUGACAAUAGCAAAAGGAAGGUAAUUGAAACAUCACGGUAUUACUGCACUCACAUCAGAAAAAAAAAGCCAAAGGAAAGUUAUAUUUAGUUUCCUAACUACAAACACAAGGAGAAAAUAUUUGAGGCUAUAGAGAGCCUGUUAUACUCUCAACAGAGCUAAGCUAAGAACAAAAGAAAAUGUUAUCAGUGACAUUGCUAUUACAGCAUGUUCUGUGCAAUCAAACUUAAAAAAAAAAAAGACCGCAACAGACCCUAAAGAAUCAUCUAUAUCCCCACCCCACCUUAUUAACAAUUUAACAGUUUCAGCUUGCCCCUGUUGUUUUUUUUUUCUCCUUCCCCCCCCCCCCCCUUCAGUAGCCAAACACAUUGAUUGAUUGGAGUGAUUCUCAAGCAAGCCAAUCAAAGGGGGCAGAGGCAUUGCACACAGGCAUAAAAACCUUCCAUCCACAGGUAAAGCUCCUUCUGGUAAGGGUUCUUUCUGAAAUGGCAGCUAGUUGUGAGUCAGUCCAAGAAUGAACAAAUGUAAGAAGCCCUACUUUGAACAGACUGCAGAUCUUGAAAAAUUCAGUCCUGAAAUUCUUUCUGAAGUUGAGAAGCUCUUUGCCAAGAAGUUUUCUUAUACCAAACCAGCAAAUAAGGAAUGGCAGCUACCAGAUCCCAGUGAUGCCUUGACGUGUGAUCAUAAAGAAUUCAACUCACUCCUUGCUCUAAAGUACUCGAUGAAUGAAGUGAAGAAUCAGCUGAGUGAUAAGAACCUUGAGGAGUGGCAUCAGCACACCUCACUUACCAAUAAAGCAGGGAAAAUAAUUUCUCAUGUGAAGAAGUCUGUGAAUGCUGAGCUGUGUACCCAGGCCUGGUGCAAGUUUCAUGAGAUCCUGUGCAGUUUUCCACUUCUCCCUCCAGAAGCUCUUCAAGAGGGAGAACUGAAUUCAGUUCACCUCUGUGAAGCACCCGGAGCGUUUAUAGCCAGCCUCAAUCACUACUUGAAGUCCCACCAUAUCCAUUGUGACUGGAACUGGGUGGCUAACACUCUAAACCCAUAUCAUGAAGCAAAUGACACCCUCAUGAUGAUUAUGGACGACCGUCUUAUAGCAAAUACGUUGCCCUGGUGGCACUUUGGCCCAGAUAACACCGGUGAUGUGAUGACCUUGAAACAUCUGACAGGACUUCAGAACUUUGUGAGUAAUAUGAGCACAGUUCACUUGGUAACUGCUGAUGGCAGCUUUGAUUGCCAAGGAAAUCCAGGUGAACAGGAAGCUCUUGUCUCACCCCUCCUUUACUGCGAGGCAGUCACUGCUCUAAUGAUCCUGGGCGCUGGAGGAUCCUUUGUUUUGAAGAUGUUCACCCUCUUUGAGCACUGUUCUACCAAUCUGCUCUUUCUGCUAAACUGCUGUUUUGAGGAGGUCCACGUCUUUAAGCCAGCCACCAGCAAAGCUGGGAACUCAGAGGCCUAUGUGGUUUGCCUCCGUUAUAUGGGCAGAGAGAGCAUUCACCUGCUGCUUUCUAAGAUGAUACAGAACUUUGGAACAGAAAUGGUCAACAAAGCUCUUUUUCCCCAGCAUGUGAUACCAGAAUCUUUUCUUAAAGUACAUGAAGAAUGUUGCACGUUCUUCCACAAGUACCAGGUAGAGACUAUCUGUGAGAACAUCCAGCUCUUUGAGCGCAUGGAAGAAGCAGAGCAGACAAAACUGGACAAGUUAAGAGAUUGUGCAGUGGAGUUCUUCAUGCAGAGAUUUCACAUGAAACCCAUUACCAGAAAUAACUGGCUUGUCAAGAAAUCUCAGACUGGUUGCAGCAUGAAUGCGAAAUGGUUUGGGCAAAGGAACAAAUAUUUUAGUACAUACAACGAAAGGAAGAUGCUGGAAACCCUCACGUGGGAUGAUAAAGUUGCGAAGGGCUAUUUUAAUAAGUGGGCUGAGGAACAUAACUUAAACAACGCUGGUAAAAUGUGCAUCUUGGAAGGAUUGUCUGGUACCGUUAACUGUAACCUGUGGUUCGUUUUGGAAGGAAAGAGGCUACCAGUGGUUAAGUGUUCUCCAUUUUGUGAUGGUAAAGUCUUGGAAAAUCUUAAUGAAGCCAUGAAUGAAUUGGUGGUGGGGAGGCUGAAAAGCAGACCGGUGCUGCAGCCGUGUCACUCCUGCGAGGUUCUUCCUGGGGAGCUGGUACUGGCCGAAGUGUCCGACCUUUCCAGGUCUUAUCAGGAGGCGCUAGAUGAGAGGCGUGGGGACCAAUUCAAGUGCCUUGUGGUGGACUUCCCAUCCCUAUGUGAUACCGAAAACCGAACGCGUAUGGAAGUAAAGCUCCUAGAUUCGGCCACACUGCCGACUUUCAGCUUCUCUUUGCUUUAUGAUGGAGCACCAGAAUACCAGCAGCGGCUUUUGGAGUGUGUUCUGCGUUCGUUGAACCAGCUUACAGCGGGAGAUGCCUUGAUUCUGCCCAUCCUUUCCAGUUUUACACGUUUCACAGCUGGCCUGGUCUUCGUACUGCAUUGCUGUUUCAGAUGCAUCACGUUCGCUUGUCCCAUGUCCCUUGAGCCGCUGAGGACCGGCGCUGCUUUGCUGUGUGUUGGUUACCGCGGCAUCCCCAGUCAUGUUGCUGAGUACCUGCAGCAGCUGCAUAAGCUGAUGAGCUCCUUACUGGACUCGGACUCUCCCCAGCAAGUUUUGCAGUUUGUGCCGAUGGAGUCCCUCCUCCAGGGCAAGCUGUUGGAGUUCUUAUGGGAUUUGAACACAGCCAUUGCAAAGAGACAGCUCCACUUGAUUGUGCAAGCCAAGCAGCAGCAAAUGACUAGCGAUAGUUCACUAAAAUAAUUGUAGAAUUGAGCAGGUUGCUGCAAGACCUCAUUUCCCAGGCAGGUAGAAGUUAAAAACAUUGUUAAUAUGAAGGUAACGUCACCGUAAGACUUUGGCAGGGCAUUGUUAGAGCUGGGAGGAGGUUUUGUGCUGCCAAUCCCACUUGCACCAUACUGCCUGUCCUGCGGGAACACGAGGCUUAAUCUCAGGUGUGGGGGACUUGGGUGGGACAGGGGCUGAAGUGAGAAACUUACUUCUACCACAGCUCCCUUCGGUGUUCCUAGCUGGCCGUAGCCUUUGUGAGGAGGGCUGGGGUGGUGCUUUACCUCUUGCUUCUGGCCAGGCCCUGCUGGACCCAGUUGGCUGACAUUAUUCCUCUUCAGUUGGACAAAACGUGCGAGUUCUGCCCCCAGGGUUUGAAGAAGUUGAUGCUCGGGCCACGUGCAGGCCUGAUGCGCGUCUGGAGGGCUCAGUGUCUCAUGAGCAGGCGGCUGGCUCACAAAGAUUGGGUUAAAAACAGCUGCCUUUGAGGUGUCCAGGGGAAGAUGCUCCUUGAUUUUAAUUUUGUGCAUGCCAAGAGCAUGCUGUAUGGCUUCUGACAGGGGAUUGUAUGGCCUUGUCUCCCUGCCCCAUCAAUGAAUGGGCUGUUAUCAUUUUAUUUUUAAGUUUAUGGGCUCCUCCUUAAAAUAAUUUGAGACUCCUGAGUCAAAGUGAAGACUUGCAUCUGCCUGCAGCAGCUAUUAAUGAGGAACCGUAGAAGGUUUUCAGGCAAAAAGCAUGGUCGUGUGCAGCGUUGUGUGCCAAGAAAUGCUUUGGGGAGGGCUGGAGGAGUGUUAAGCCGAAGAAAUAUGUGAUACUUUCUCUGGGAAAGUAUGAUUAAGAUAUCAUUUGGUUUUCCUUAGGGAUAAAAAUGAUGAAAUUGCUAACUGACUGUUCCUUUAAGGGAGUCAAAUUUUAUUUUCCAUAUUGCUCACUUGAGAGCUAAAUUCUGAGACCUAACGUGUGCGUAUUAACGUUUGGCUUUGUUUGUAGUUUACGUGGAAAAAUCUGCUCGGAGGGAGGAAUGAAGCUGAAGGAGAAAAAUGAUUUGCUACUGAUAGUGCAGGAUCUUGUAGGAAAAGGUCGAAAGUAUGGAGUUAGAAGGAAAAUGGCCUUCUGAUUAAUUACCAGUCACCUUCUGGAAGCACUUCUAAUUAUGUGAUGUAGGAGUUUGAAGGAUAAUUGAUUACUGGCAAGGAUUAAAAGCACUGCUGAAAAACUGUUUUGUCUGGAGGCGCUGCACAUUUGUUAAGCUUUUUUUUUUGCCACAUUGGGGCAGAAUUUAAUGCGUUUAACAGUUCAUUUUUUAUUUAAGAAUUUGAUAGGCGAAUGAGCUGGUGGCUCAGGUCUGCCUAAUUGAUAACAUUUUCUAAAAAUCUUGCUUUUUUUUACAGCUGCAAAUAAAUAGAAUCAGAAGUCUUCCUAAUAAAGGCUGCUGGGAUUGGCCACUGUCCUUUUUCAUUUAUUUAAAUGAGCUUGCUCUUCUCGCUGUGAGCUGAGUCACGCUUCCUCCCUCUGACCAGGAAGGUAGGGGUGGAGGCUAACGCUGGGAGACGGUGCAGUAAGAGCUGCUCCUCUAAGCACCAAGUGCAAGCAGAUGAAUGGGUUUAAAAAAAAUACUGAAAACUGAAAAUAAGAAAGGAGGGAGAAACAUCCUAGAAGAAUGGAUGACGAGGCAGGAUCAAAGACCACCUGUAGAAGCCUUCUUUAUCAGAGUCAAAAAGCAGGAUAAAGGCAAUGUCCACCACAGACACCUCUCUGUCUCUGCCACGGUUUCAGAGGUGAUUUAUGGCUCAAAAUCCCCCUGAACUGAAGCAUUUGAGAAGACUUCUGUUGAAGCGAGGCAAAUGAGAUUUCAAGUGCAUGAGAAAAACACGUAUUUAUCUACUGGAUGAGACACUCAUGCUACCCAUGCCUCCAUGGCAGAAUGAUAAGUGUCUCAUCCAGUAGGUAUCUUUCUUUUUGGCUAACAUUAGUCUGACACUUUAAAGCUUUUUUUAACAGGUAAAAUAAAAUCUUGAGGUGACUGACACUGAGUGAACACGUUUUCAAACUUUCUUCUGCUUGUUUUGUACAUCUGACAAACUAUGCAGACGCCCUUGAGAUUCUUCCCAUCCCAUAUCGUUUUGCCUCCCUUUCUUCCUGAAGUUUUAGGACGAAGCAUUUGAGAUGGUCACAGAAGUUUGGGGGGAUUAGAACAAAGACCUUCAAGAUACAGACUGCUCUAGACUGAGCUGCUGGGGGAACUUAAUCCAUUUGCUUGGAGGUACCAAAAAGGUGUUCAAGCCCUACUUU
Molecule: messenger RNA, 5288 nt
Organism: Oxyura jamaicensis (ruddy duck)
Lineage: Eukaryota; Metazoa; Chordata; Aves; Anseriformes; Anatidae
Gene: CMTR2
Product: cap methyltransferase 2
Exons: 2
Coding region: 675-2972 (765 amino acids)
Biological process (GO): 7-methylguanosine mRNA capping
Cellular component (GO): cytoplasm; nucleus
Molecular function (GO): methyltransferase cap1 activity
Source: RefSeq, a predicted model, not a curated record